Molecule: messenger RNA, 3414 nt
Organism: Solanum lycopersicum (tomato)
Lineage: Eukaryota; Viridiplantae; Streptophyta; Magnoliopsida; Solanales; Solanaceae
Product: probable LRR receptor-like serine/threonine-protein kinase At3g47570
Biological process (GO): protein phosphorylation
Molecular function (GO): ATP binding; protein kinase activity; protein binding
Source: RefSeq, a predicted model, not a curated record
AUGCAAGUGAUUGCUCUUACCGGCAACAAUCUUACUGGAAUGCUUCCAAAAACGAUAUGUGAUCAUCUUCCAGACUUGGAAGGACUUUACCUCGGUAGAAACUCUCUAGAUGGAGUUAUUCCACCGAACCUGGAAAAAUGCAGAAAGCUUCAAAUAUUGGAAUUGUCUGAAAAUGAGUUUGCUGGAACUGUACCAAGAGAACUAGCCAACUUAACAACUCUUACAGAAUUAGCAAUGUCAGCUCUGCAUUUGGAAGGAGUGAUACCAAUGGAGCUAGCUAAUCUUAAGAAUCUUCAGGGGUUGGGAUUAGCUAGAAAUGAAUUUACUGGUUCUGUCCCUGAAAGCAUUUUCAACAUAUCAGCACUGCAGACUAUAGAUUUUGGACAGAACAAGUUUUCAGGUACUCUACCUUCAGAUUUAGGUCGUGGAAUACCCAACAUUGAAGUAUUCCUUUGUGGAGGAAAUAAUUUGAGUGGUUUUAUCUCUGCUUCAAUCUCUAAUUCAUCGAAACUUAAACUACUUGACCUCUCCAACAACAGUUUUACAGGUCUCAUUCCUAAAUCACUUGGUAACUUACAAUACCUUGAGUAUCUGAACUUGGGGAUCAAUAAUUUUAUCAGUGAUCCAUCAUUGAGUUUCCUGACAUCAUUAACAAACUGUAGGAAACUACGCGUACUGGAGUUAGGUGAUAGUCCGUUGGAUGGUGUAUUGCCUGCAUCUGUUGGUAAUUUCUCAAACUCCUUGCAAAAUUUUGAAGCAUAUAGUUGUAAACUGAAGGGUGUCAUUCCUCGAGAAAUUGGUAAUCUUACUGGACUGACAAGGAUGAGUCUGUUUAACAAUACAUUAACUGGACAUAUUCCAAAUACUGUACAUGGCAUGUCGAUCCUUCAAGAACUUUACUUAUUGAACAACAAGAUAGAAGGAACCAUACCAGAUGUUGUCUGUAAUUUAAAGAGACUUGGUGCAUUACUCUUGUCAAAAAAUCAUUUUUCUGGUUCGGUACCCUUCUGCUUAGGGAACAUUACUAGUUUGAGGAUACUUCAUCUAUAUAACAACAAGCUGGAUUCUACAUUACCUUCAAACUUGGGGAACCUUCAAGAUCUCAUAGAAUUAGAUGUUUCAUUCAAUUUAUUUAGUGGGGAAAUUCCAAUGGAGAGUGGAAACUUGAAGGCUGCAACACACAUUGAUUUGUCAAAUAAUUGUUUUUCUGGUAAGAUGCCUAGUACUCUAGGGGGUCUAGAUAAAUUGAUUCAUCUUUCUCUAACACAUAAUAGAUUAGAGGGGCCUAUUCCUGAAUCAUUUGGCAAAAUGUUGUCUUUGGAAUACUUGGAUUUGUCCUAUAAUAAUAUUAGUGGUCAAAUUCCAAAGUCAUUAGAAGCUCUUGUGUAUCUCAAAUACCUAAAUUUCUCUUUCAAUGAACUCAGUGGAGAAAUUCCCACUGGUGGUCCCUUUGCAAAUGUAACCAGUAAGUCUUUCUUGUCCGAUGAUGCACUUUGUGGUGACUCCCGAUUUAACGUAAAACCAUGCCUAACCAAAUCGACAAAGAAGUCCAAAAGAAAACGAGUGCUUACGGCUUUAUAUAUUCUAUUAGGGAUUGGAUCACUCUUCACGUUGACUGUUGGAAUUGUGGUGUUAAGAUUGAGAAACACAAAGAAGAAUGCUACUCAAAAGGAUGUGUCCCUCGUAAAAGGGCAUGAAAGAAUUUCAUAUUACGAACUUGAACAGGCAACUGAAGGGUUCAACGAAGCCAACUUGCUUGGUAAUGGGAGUUUCAGCAGGGUUUAUAAAGGGAUACUUAAGGAUGGUAUCAUUUUUGCAGCAAAGGUAUUCAAUGUGCAAUUGGAGGGUGCAUUCAAAAGCUUUGACACAGAAUGUGAGGUACUCCGGAACCUUCGCCACAGAAAUCUGACCAAAGUCAUCACCAGCUGCUCCAAUCUUUAUUUCAAGGCCCUAGUGUUGGAAUACAUGCCCAAUGGGACACUUGAUAAAUGGUUAUACUCUCACAAUUUGUUCUUGAACUUAUUGCAGAGAUUGGAUAUAAUGAUAGAUGUUGCAUCUGCAAUGGAUUAUCUCCACAAUGGCUAUUCAACGCCUGUGGUGCAUUGUGACUUGAAGCCAAGUAAUGUCUUGUUAGAUGAAGAAAUGGUUGCUCAUGUAAGUGAUUUUGGCAUUGCAAAAAUGUUAGGUGCAGGGGAGGCUUUUGUUCAAACAAGGACAGUUGCAACCAUUGGAUAUAUUGCUCCAGAGUAUGGACAAGAUGGCAUAGUAUCCACGAGUUGUGAUGUUUAUAGUUUUGGCAUCGUGAUGAUGGAGACGUUCACACGAACAAGACCAAGUGAUGAGAUAUUUACUGGAGACUUGAGCAUACAGCGUUGGGUUAAUGAUUCCUUUCCGGGUGAAAUUCACAAGGUGGUGGAUUCGAAUUUGGUACAGCCAGGAGAUGAACAAAUCGCUGCAAAGAUGCAAUGUUUGUUAUCUAUCAUGGAAUUAGCUUUGAAGUGCACUUUAGUGAGACCUGAUGAAAGAAUUAGCAUGAAUGAUGCUCUUUCAGCACUCAAAAAGAUUAGACGACAGCUUGUUAGUAGUCGGCACUAGGUGGAAUCAUUACCAAUCUUCUGUUGUAUGUUAUUUAGUUACCAGUCUGCUCUCUUAUGGAAUUUAGUUUCGCGCUAGGUGUAUUUUGUGUUGGUUGUUGGCUUGAUAUAUGGAAGUUGAGAAUGAGAUUUAAAAUGCUCAACACAAGAUUUUCUUUUCGUAUUUACAUAACUUUGAGAAUCCUUCCAAUUAUGUACAUAACAUGACAACUACUUGUGCAACAACUGAUGCCUAGGUUUUGGGAAACUCUUUUUCUCCCACCACAAGUCAGAAAGUUCACCAUGAGGAGGGCAGGUCACUUUCAGGAAGUUGCAGCAACUGAGUAUUUUCAUUAAAAACUUUUAUUUCUUUUAAUUGACUAUUGUGCCUCUUUUAUGGAUAAUAAUAUAAGUUGCUUUUUUCCCCCAUGCGAUGAUUUUUUUGCGAUAACUUUGUGACAUUUUUAUUUUUUUUUAUAUGCAUUUUUCAUAUGUUUGAUCAGUUGAUUUCUAUAUUUUGCAUAAGUAUAUCUGAUGUUUUAUAAUCUAAUGUAAUUUUUCAUCAGUUAUAUUUAAGAAUACCGCGCAUAGCGCUGACAAUUUCACUAGUUCAUUAAUAAUUUAAAAUUGUGCAAGAGCCUUUAAAAAUGUCAAGUAAAAAUUCAAGAAUCCUUUCUUGUCUUUUUAUAGCUAUUUAUUUCAAUAUGCAUUCUUUGAACCUUUUCUUUCAUUAGUCUACAUUUAAUUAUUCAAUGCAACUCUCUUCCUAUUCUCCAAACUAUUUAUUUCUCCUAAUUAAUUAGCCUACAUUUAAUUAUUCAACUCCUCCUAUUAUAUGAUA